Bacillus rossius redtenbacheri is the source of this 7014-nucleotide messenger RNA. It is a transcript of the gene Oseg2, whose product is annotated as intraflagellar transport protein 172 homolog. Gene Ontology annotation, biological process: intraciliary transport. Lineage: Eukaryota; Metazoa; Arthropoda; Insecta; Phasmatodea; Bacillidae. The transcript has 31 exons. Gene Ontology annotation, molecular function: protein binding. Bases 143 to 5392 code for a protein of 1749 amino acids. Gene Ontology annotation, cellular component: ciliary basal body; intraciliary transport particle B; axoneme. The record is from RefSeq and is a predicted model, not a curated record.
GUUUCCAUGGUAACAUGUUUGUUGUGAAACAUUUUGAGUAUAUUAUUGUUUCAUUAAGUAGUGUUCAAAGUAGCUCAUGAGUGAAAUUCUAUUUUCGGUCGAUAUCUUUGUAUAGUCGUGGAGCAAAUCUGGAAGCAGAUUCAUGCAGCUGAAAUACUUAAAAACAGUUGUUCCUGCUGAGGAAGCAGUAGCAAGAAUCUGUGCACUAGCAUGGUCACCAAACAACAUAAAACUAGCUGUUUGCACUGCAGACAGGGUUGUGAGCCUUUUUGAUGAAAAUGGAGAGAAACGGGACAAAUUCUCCACAAAACCCAUUGAUUCAAAGUAUGGAAAAAGGAGCUAUAUAGUGAAAGGAUUGGCAUUCUCUCCAGACUCUACGAAGUUAGCGGUUGGCCAGACUGACAACAUCAUUUUUGUUUAUAGAAUAGGAGAUGAGUGGGGAGGCAAGAAAGUCAUCUGCAACAAGUUUGUGCAGCAGUCAGCUGUCACGUGCUUGGUGUGGCUGGCCGAGGGCCCUAUUGUGUUCGGGCAAACCGACGGCAAAGUGCGAGUAGCGAACAUCAAGAACAACAAGUCUCAGACGUUGUACGCCACCGACUCAUUUGUUGUGGCUCUUGCUGCCAACUCAAAGGGCACAGGCUUUGUGUCCGGGCACUUGGAUGGCUCCAUCGUGCGCUAUUAUGUAACAGAUGAUGGCUCUGGCGAAACUCAGGGCCGGGUGGCCACUCACCCAGUCCCACCGUACGCCCUCGCCUGGCCCCUGGGGCACGUGGUGGCGGCCGGCUGCGACCGGCGCGUGUCUGUGUACGGCAAGGACGGGCGGGUGACCCGGCACUUCGACUACGGCAAGGAUGCUGCGGAGAAGGAGUUCACGGUGGCGUGCUGCAGCCCCAGUGGCCAGGCCGUGGCUGUCGGCAGCUAUGACAGGGUGCGGGUGUUCAGCUGGAGCCCGCGCAAGGCGGAGUGGGAGGAGAGCAAGUCCGUGGAGGUGCGCAACCUGUACUCCGUGACGGCCCUGGGCUGGAAGAAGGACGGCUCCUGCGUGGCGUGCGGCUCCCUGUGCGGCGCCGUCCAGCUGUUCGAAUCCGUGCUGAGACGCUCGGUGUGGCACGGCAAGUUCGAGAUGACGUACGUGGGGCCGAGCCAGGUGCUGGUGAAGCCCACGACGCCCGGAGCGCGCGGCGUGAUCCUCAAGUCGCAGUACGGCUACGAGAUAGAGGACGUGCGCAUCAUGGGCCAGGACCGCUACCUGGUGGCACGCACCCCGGAGACGCUGCUUCUGGGGGACCUGCAGCGCAACCUGCUGAGCGAGGUGCUGUGGGCCGGCUCGGGCAGCCACGAGCGCUUCUACUUCGACAACCCCAGCGUGUGCCUGGUCUUCAACGCAGGCGAGCUGAGCCUCGUCGAGUACGGCGACAACCACAUCCUGGGCUCCGUCAGAACAGAGUUCAUGAACCCACAUCAGAUUAGUGUGAGGCUUAAUGAACGUCGUCUGAAUCCAAACGAAGAAAACAAGAAAUUAGCCUACCUUUUGGAUCUUAAAACAAUUUGCAUAGUGGACUUGUUGGAGGGGGUGACCAUCGCGCAGGUGUCGCACGACUCCAAGAUCGACUGGCUGGAGCUGAACGAGACGGGCCACAAGCUGCUGUUCCGGGACAAGAAGAUGAGGCUCACGCUGCUGGACAUCAGGCGGGCGCACAAGGUGCCCAUCCUCAGCUACUGCACCUUCGUCCAGUGGGUUCCAGGCAGUGAUGUUGUAGUGACACAGUCUCGCAACAAUCUGUGUGUGUGGUACAACAUUGAUGCUCCGGAUCAGGUCACAAUUUUUGCCAUAAAAGGGGAUGUUGUGGAUGUCGUCAGAGCUGAUGGAAAGACUGAGGUGAUUGUCCAGGAAGGACAGCACCAGCUGGGGUACGAGCUGGACGAGAGCCUGCUGGAGUUCGGCACGGCAGUCCACGACAACGACUUCGGCAGGGCCAUACUGUUCCUCGAGAACCUGGGCGGCAAGCCGGAGGCAGACGGCAUGUGGACCAACCUCGCCAACAUCGCCAUAAUGAGCAACAAAUUACGUGUGGCAGAACGAUGCUUCGCUGCUUUGGGAAACGUGGCUAGAACUCACUACCUUCGUGAGACAAUACACAUCGGAGAACAGUUUUCCAAGGAAUAUGGUGUCAGUGAAGAUGAGUGUCCCGAAGUGUGGGCGCGCAUGGCGAUCCUGAACAAGCGGUUCAAAGAGGCAGAGGCUAUAUACCUGGAACAGAACCAGCUCGAUGAAGCCAUAAGCAUGUACCGCAGCUUACACAAGUGGGACGAAGCCCUGGCCCUGGCCGAGAUGAAGGGCCACCCCCGGCUGGGCGCUCUGCGAGAGGAGUACAUGGGCUGGCUGACGGACACCCGCCAAGGGGAGAAGGCGGGCGAGAUCAAGGAGAGGGCCGGAGACAGAGAGGCCGCGCUCACGCUGUACCUGCAGGCGGGGCUCCCGUCCCGUGCCGCCAGGUUGGUGCAGAGUGAUCCAGAGAUGUUGAGGAACGAAGAACUGGUCGGGAAAGUGUCGUCUGCUCUGGAGCGAGCCGACAUGUUGGAGCAGCUGGGUGAGCUGUACGAGAAGGUGAACCGCACGGAGAAGGCAUUCGCCUGCUACAGGAAAGCGAAAGCUUUCUCCAGAGCCAUUGAACUGGCAAGGUUCAUUGCGCCUGAAGAUGUGGUGAGCCUGGAGGAGGAGUGGGGGAACCACCUGAUGGCCAGCAAGCAGAUGGACGCUGCCGUCAGCCACUUCAUCGAGGCCGGCAGGAGCUCCAAGGCCCUGGAGGCAGCGAUGGCGGCGAGGCAGUGGAAGAAGGCCGUGCACAUCAUACAGGCAAUUGAAGAUGUUCAGUCUGUUUCAAAGUACUACGUACAACUUGGUGAGCAUUUUGCUUCUACCCAUGACUACAAGAUGGCAGAAAAAUUAUACUUGAAGGCAGGAAUGUUUGAAGAAGUGAUGGCAAUGUAUAUGCAAGGAGGUGACUGGGAGAAGGCCUAUGAGAUAGCGAGACAGCACCUGGACUUGGCCAAAGUUUCGCCAAUGUUUAUCGAGGAGGCCAAGAAACUGGAAGAGCAAGGCAAACUGCGGGACGCUGAGAAACUGUACUUGUCAGUGGCGGAACCCGACCUGGCCAUCUCCAUGUACAAAAAGCAUCGACAGUAUGACCAGAUGAUCCGGCUGGUGUCGCAGCACCACCCGGGCCUGGUGCAGACGACGCACCUGCACCUCGCCCAGGAGCUGGAGGCCGGCAGCGACUGGCAGCGCGCCGAGCACCACUACCUGGCCGCCGGCGAGUGGAAGAACGCCGUCAACAUGUACCGCGCCGCUGACUUGUGGGAGGAUGCCUACCGUGUGGCCCGCUCAAGUGGCGAGGCGCAGGCAGCUCUGCAAGUGGCGUUCCUGUGGGCCGUGUCGUUAGGUCCGGACUCCGCCAGCAAGCUCCUUGCGAAGCUCCAUCUGCUGGAAGAGGUGGUGGAGUACGCCUGUGAGAUAACCGAGUUUGACUUUGCAUUUGAGCUUGCCCGCCUGUCGCUGAAGCAGAAACUUCCAGACAUCCACUACAAGUACGCAAUGACUCUGGAAGAUCACGGGAAGUUCAAACUUGCCGAGGAGGAGUUCAUGGAGGCAGGGAAACCAAGAGAGGCUGUUCUAAUGUACAUUCAUAAUCAAGACUGGAUAAAUGCCAGGCGAGUGGCAGAGCUGCACGAUGCUGAAUCUCUGCCCGAAGUCCUCGUGGGCCAGGCCAAGGACGCAUUUGACAAGAAGAAUUUCUCUCAGUUUGAAUCUCAUUUGCUGCUGGCAAAGAAACCAGAGAUAAUAGUCUUGCAAUAUCAGGCAGUGGGCAUGUGGGCGGAGGCCGUGCGAGCGUGCCAGGAGUACCUCCCGGCCCAGCUCCCGGCCGUGCAGGCACGCUACGAGCAGGCCGUGGGCUCGUCUACGGCCCAGGACUCGGCUGGCUACUUGGCCCAGGCCCGCCAGUGGGAGCGCAGUGGCGACUACCGUGAAGCCAUCGACUGUUACCUCAAGGUGAAUCCUGCCAACACGAAAGACCCGAAUGCUGUUGUUCAGGCGUGGAGAGAAGCAGCCAAUCUUGUUGGCCAGCACUUGCAAGGCCCGGUGGCCAUUCAGGUGGCCAAGGUGUUAGGACCUCAACUCAUCGCUGUAAAGGAGUACAUACUUGCUGCUAAAGUGUUUAUGACUGCUGAUCUUGUCAAAGAGGCGAUUGACGCGUUCAUAAUUGCCGAAGAGUGGAGCAAGGCCAAGAGAGUUGCAAGAGAACUAGAACCUGAGUACGAGGAGUAUGUGGAUAAGCACUACAAGGAGUCUCUUCGCCGUCAGGGACGGGCGGACCAGCUCGCAGACGUCGACAUAAUAGGGGCUCUGGACCUGCUUGCCGAGCAGCGGCAGUGGGGACGAUGCCUGGAGACGGCCACGCGUCACGGGCCCCAGGUGCUCAACAAGUACGUUGCCCUGCAGGCGUCGCAUCUCAUCAAGGAUGGCUACGUGCUAGAAGCACUGGACCUCUACACCAAGUACGAUGUACCACUGGCCCCUCAGAACUUCAACAUCUACAAGCGUAUAGCGGUGGAUGUGUUUGGAUUAAAAGACCUGUCAGGUCCAGAGUCAUACCAGACCUGGGCCAAGCUGAGGACUAUGUUGUUUAGAAUUACAGAAGGCAUGCAGACGGUGUCGGACUUGGCCCGGCCGCUGCAGCAAGAGUUCGAGGAGCUCCUGCUGAUCUGCCACUACUUCGCGAGCCGGUGUGCCUUCCGGAGCGCCAAGGCCCUGGACCAGCUCACGACCAAGCUGUCGGUGGCCAUGCUCAGGCACACGGAUGUCAUCCCCGCAGACAAGGCUUUCUACGAGGCCGGCACGGACUGCAAGGCUGUGGAGCGCGAGAGCGAGGCGUUUGUGUUCCUGAACCACUAUCUGGACCUGAGCGAGGCGAUGGAGGAAGGCAACCUGGAGCUGGUGGACCACACGGACCUGGGCUGCACCGACUUCCCCGCGGAGAUCCCCCUGCCGGCCGCGCCCUUCCUCUCGCCCCAGCAGCACGAGGAGGUGAAGGAGUGGGUGCUGGCCGUCUCCAUGGACCAGCGCGUCGACCAGGUUCUGCCGCUGGACGAUCGCGGGGUGUACGCGGCCAAGCUGGGCGACGCCCCGGCCUGCGUGGUCUCCGGGUUCCCGGUGCUGGCCCGCAGGGGUCGCAACCCCGUGGAGCUGGGGCGCCCGGGCAGGCUGGCCAACCGCGACGACUGGAACAAGCUGCUGAUGGCUGCCAAGAUGGCGCCCGACAGCGUCGUCACGGACGUGCUGGCCUUCAUCGAGGAGUGGUGCGGCGGCGCACCGGGAAUGUUACUGCACUGAGUAUUCAAAUCUGACUCGUGGCUCCAAAUGCCAGUCAGAACAUUUACAAGAUUAAGUUUGGAUAGAUGUUUCAAUGUAGGCUAUUAGAGGUUAUAACCAAAGGUAGAAGAGAGUGCAUAUAUUUUGAGUUGAGUCCAGCAGAAUUCGGUAAUAACAGAUUUGAGUCUUGUGGAAAAUGUUAUAUGGCCACAAUAAAUAACCGUAAUGGAUUUGUAACUUAGGCUUGAAUUGUGAACAUGAUCUCAUUUCAUGUGAUAUAUUUCCAAAGAAUUUUAAUUAUAAAAAUAUUGUUAGGAUUUUUAAUUAUAUGCCUAUUUGAAAAAGUUUCCUGUCUAAAGUGAUUUGAAUAACUUUAUACCAAUGUAUCAGCUUAAUAUUAUACUCAACACAUUUGAAAGUGAAUUAAUAUAUAUCAGCAAAUACUAAAUCUAUUAAAUGAGACCUGAACAUUUCUUAUGUGUACGAAUAAGAUUUUCUGUAUUUAGAAAGAAGAGCACAUUGCAAUAUAUGUUCAGAUUUUUUUUUUCCAGAUUUUAUUUUGUUGUUAUUGUUCGUUUUAUACAGGUCAUGAUGUAUGUAGUUACAAAUAAAUAUAAAGGGAACAGAUUUCUCAUGACUUGAUGCUCAUUCUUUAAAGUAUUUUAUAUUUAUGCACUAAUAAUAAUUAGAAACUACCAAAAUGUUUAAAAAAGACUAAAUAGUUAAAAGGCCCCAAGUAUUAUCACAUAAUGUCAGGAAUAAAGCCAAUUGUAUAACAUCUUUGCACAGAUUAUUUAAAUAUUACAUAGAUUCAAGAUCUUUACAGAUAUAGCUGAGAGAGAGAAAAAAAGAGCACGUGUAACUCAGUACACGUGAUAGAAGUUAAACUUCUUUGGCAAUUCUAACCUUGACUUAAGUAUGUACAGUAUAUAGAAAGGGGUAAAACAGCAGCGAGAGAAAGACCAUUCUUCUAAAUAAACAUGAAUGAACAAAAUUAAAAUAACUGCUCAGGGUAUCAAUAAUUAUUGUUCAAUAUUGAUUAAUUAAGAAUAAAUAUUACUCACUGUUGAAAUACUGAAACCAUAAGGAAAUUUUUUUAGUAAAUAUCCAGGCUAGAAUUGAUCAUAAUAAAUUAGUUUUAUUUUAUAUUAUGUCCAGGUUAGAUUUUAUCGAGCAAUAUAAUAGACCGAUUUCGUGGUUCUACAAAUAUCACCUGAUCAUUGAGUUAUUGUGCAACAGAUUUUGCCAAUAGGCUACAUAGACAUACUGCAAUGUGUUCAUAGGCAUUGAUAAUGUUCUGCCGUCAAAUUAAUGAACAAAGAGUAACAUGUCCACCAUGAAAACUAGACGACACAGACCUUCCUCACAGUACCCUCUUUUAUCGCAUAAUCGUCGCACUUGCGUAAUCGUCGCUCCCAUAUUUUAGGGCGUCAAAAUUUAGAUAUAAAAAAAAAACCUAUCGCAUAAACCUCGCAUGAUGUUUUUGGUCCCGCUAUUAGAUUCCGAGCGCUUUGUGUGGGUAUUUUUUCUGUUUAAAACAAUGUAUUUAAAAAUAUAAAUAUAAUAUUAAUUCGACAAUUACAUGUUACUUAUUUAAUUAACAGAAAUCCGAAGUGGUCUGAUGUAAAUUUUCUUUUAAAGAC